Messenger RNA from Letharia lupina, 588 nucleotides. RefSeq lists its product as uncharacterized. The record is from RefSeq and is a predicted model, not a curated record. The transcript has 2 exons. The coding region runs from base 1 to 588 and encodes 195 amino acids. Lineage: Eukaryota; Fungi; Ascomycota; Lecanoromycetes; Lecanorales; Parmeliaceae.
AUGGGAGUCCCUCCGAAACGCCUCUGGCCAAACUCCCCACCUGAAAUUGUGGAAGAGAUCGUGGGACAUGUUCAGCUUCUGCUCGUUAAGACGUUGCUUGAGAAGCGAUUUCGAGAGUGGUUACAGGUCACCAAUUGCCUGGACGGCUGGUGCCAUGCGUCGGUUUUUGAAAAUGACCACUAUGAAAACUACCAAAAAGAUCUUAACCAUCAUCUCGAGGAAAUCAAUUCGCAGACACAGCAGUCGAUGGAGGGAAAGGGAUUCGCCAAGGGUCGCAAGUAUUUAGCCUCAGAAUUCCUCGAACCAUCACUCCUGACACCACCCACCACCGACCAGAAAGCUCUAUUUCAAAUAGCAAUGAAGGCUUUGCAUCUCAAGCCGAUGUCUCGAGAAGACGGAGUUCGCGAAGCUGGGCUCUUAUAUCCUCCAAGCUUUACCACAGAAGAGCAAGGCUCCUAUGCAUGCACCAACGUCGACUAUCUCGCACAAUUUGACACCGCAGUUGACCUUCACGCCCACUAUGUCACAGUCCAUGGCAACAUUCUCGCAGACUCUCAAGAAGGCUCAAAAAACUCUGAUGGUAAAUAA